CGCUUAAAUGACAGCUGGGCGAUCGCGCUUUAGCCAGUGGGCUGAUGCCACACAAGGAAAGACCGUCUCGAAAGUUGAACCUGCACCCGAAGUUCAAAAGCCCAAGCCGAAGGAGAUCAAAGAAAUCCGAGUCAGCUCCAAUGGCACAAUUCCAAAGUGGAUUCGAGUUGUCUAUCAACCUCGUGUGACUGUACGGAAGUCACCAAGCCUCAAUGCACCAUCAGUGGCUUUUCUGGAGGCCGGAGAGAUUGUGGAGAUUGCUGAAAUCAAACAAGGAUGGGUGAGGCUAGCGGAUGCAGAAAAACAUGCUCGAGACGUGUCCGAAGAUUGUGAUGCCUGGGUUCUCCAAGAUGGUAAAGCCGUAAGCUUGGGCUUGCUGUUGGAGGAGUGCGAGCCUCGCUGGUUUCGCGUGGUCUACGAACCACGGGUUCCAGUUCGCAUGAAGGCUUCAGUCCAGGCACCUGCGAUCGCAUUUUUGCAGGCUGGAACAGUCAUAGAGGCUGAAGAAGUUUGGCAAGGAUGGGUCAGGUUGUCCGCACAAGACCGACAACUCCUUGACAUCUCCGACGACUGUGGAUCCUGGGUUCUCAUUGACGGAUACGCCAAGGGCGCUGGUCGACUACUGGAAUGGCUACCGGGUCUUUCCCUGGAGGGCUUUCUGUGGCAAGACGAUGCGCAGGAGGCAUCAAAGCCUUCCGUUGCUUCGCGGCGCCGACAAAAACGUCAAGAACGAGCCAAUAUCCGUCUUGAGCAUGACAAAGCACGCACUCGAGAACUGCGCGCCGUUCACAAAGUUCUGCAGGCUCUUCAAGAAAUACUACCUGGACUAGCUCCUAAGACUCUGAGGGCCUCAGAUGCUGCCGAGGGGAAGGAAAGGCGGGUGAAACACCCCACAGAGGAGGAAGUGGAGGGAGCCCUCUCACAGGCAGCUUUGACUUUGUGGGUGCCAUGCUCUUAUCGCAAACUUCCGCAAAUCUUUGCGCCUCGGGAAGGCUUGGAGGUUCUGUCCAGCAUGAUUGACCGGCCACCCAAGUAUCAAGAGAAGUACCUGGAACAGGAAUGGUCCAUCCUUUGCAAAGUCUGGGCUUUGGCGCCAAGCUGUGGCAAGGGCUUGGCGGUGGUGGACAUUGGGGCUGGGAAUGGAAGCCUGGCACUGCUGGCAGCGUUGCUGCUGGGCGGUCAUGCAGUGCUGAUUGACCACACCCUGCCUCCGGAACCCAUGCGCGUUGAAGGGCGACUCCCAGAGGAGUAUCGUCAGCGAGUUCUACGUGUCACUGGGGAUGUAGGAGAUCUGGACGCGAGCCGAGAAAUUGAACCGCUCCUGGAGAAGCAUGGCAUCACCCAAGUCGUGGUCAUAGCGAAACAUUUGUGCGGCACUGGGACCGACUUGGCCCUGAAGUUGCUGCGGCGCUGGUGUCAGGCGGGUGCUGAGACAAAGGUUGACGUCCUUGGAGCUGUCAUCGCCACGUGCUGCAUGCACAAAAUUGGUGCUGCAGAAGAUAGGCGCAUCUAUUCAGAGAUUCAUUCUGCAGAUCCCUAUUUGCGAAAGCUAAUGGGAAAGAGCACUGACCCGUUGGUGUCUUUGUUAGGUGUUUGCACUCCGUGUGUUGCAUGGCGUACGACCGCUGGUGCAGAGGCCAGCCGCAUCACUGAAAAACAAGUGAAAAUGGCUGAAAUGUUUGAGGAUGCCCUACAGCAACCACGUUCAAACCUGCUGCAGAGUCUUUUUCCAUCUGCCAUCGAAGUCGCUUUCGUGCCUUUCCAUCGAUCUCCACAAAAUCGCUGUUUGAUUGCUGGAUCUGAGCUUGGGGUGCAGAGGGCCCUGGACACUGGCGUUUUUGCGAGUGCUGAAGCUCAAAGUGUUCUCUCUGCCAUCGCUGCUGCGCGGGAUGAUGUGCUGCGGGUCAAUGGCACAGCAUUGGAUCUUCGUCCACAUGGAAUGGUGUCGACAAGGUUUGGCUACGAUGGCACCUGA
Molecule: messenger RNA, 1975 nt
Organism: Cladocopium goreaui
Lineage: Eukaryota; Dinophyceae; Suessiales; Symbiodiniaceae
Source: the annotation of a GenBank genome assembly